CGCCAGCAACCGCAAGCUGUUUGUCGCCGGCAGUGAUUCUCAAGAGUCAGGACAGAUCAGGGAUUCCCUGUGGCUCCCUUUCCAUCUGCCAGCUCCACCACAAUCACAACACACAGCCGCACAAGACAAUCCAGUAAGGGACAAUCUUGGUUCUGGAACCCACUGGUAGCCAUCCGUCCUCCUGGAUUUAUACGCGCACAGGGCAGCGCCCCAAAAGCCAAGCGAGAUAUAGCUCCCAGUUCCGCGGUUCCCGUUCCACUCGGCAUGGCUCCGCGGGCAUGGAUUGUGGGGGAGAAGGGCGAGGACCUCCAAGGGCCCAAGGAAUUCCUGCCCCUCUCCAAGCUUGAAGAUGUCGGUGUGUUGUAUUGGCAAUUGGACCCUAAGAAGUCUGAAAGCGAAGAAGAGCUUGCAAAAAUUCGCAAAGAAAGAGGAUACAGUUACAUGGAUCUUAUUGAGAUAUGUCCUGACAAACUGGAGAACUAUGAGGAGAAGGUGAAGAACUUCUUCACGGAGCACAUGCACGCUGACGAAGAGAUCCGCUACUGCUUGGAGGGCAGCGGGUACUUUGAUGUCCGUGACAAGGACGACAAGUGGAUUAGGAUUUGGAUCAAAGAAGGAGACAUGAUCAUCCUGCCAGCUGGAAUCUAUCAUCGGUUCACGCUCGACAGUGCCAACUAUGUGAAGCUGAUGAGGCUCUUCAUCGGGGAACCAGUCUGGACUGCGCUGAACCGGCCUCAGGAGGGCCACCCCGCGAGGCAAGAGUACGUCAAGAAUGUGAUGGGGAACACUGGAUUUGCUCUUGCAGCACACUGAAUCUGCUGUUACCAUGAAUAUACAAUUUACUGAACUCAUGUACAUCACAGUAUGAUCCUACAGUUGGAGCAGAAACCUUGCUUGCUGUAUUAUCAGAAUCAUGGAAGUACUGCAUGCCUGAAUUAAGCUGUGCACGUAAAAGAUACAAAAUGGCACCUAUGGAAACGUACGAUGCAGUAUUUUUCCUUGUAUCUGCUUGAUACAGCUACAUGUUGGUUGCAGCAGCAGCAAUGCUGUGGUAUAUGCAUCUGCCUUGUUGUGUAUGGUACUACUAAAUACUAGUGUCUGUCGUGGAAUGGAAAUCUCGUGCCAUUGAGAACUGUAAUGUA
This is a messenger RNA of Setaria italica (foxtail millet), 1142 nucleotides long. Its product is annotated as 1,2-dihydroxy-3-keto-5-methylthiopentene dioxygenase 4. The record is from RefSeq and is a predicted model, not a curated record. NCBI's taxonomy places the organism in Eukaryota, Viridiplantae, Streptophyta, Magnoliopsida, Poales, Poaceae. The transcript has 5 exons. Bases 265 to 813 code for a protein of 182 amino acids. Gene Ontology annotation, molecular function: acireductone dioxygenase [iron(II)-requiring] activity.